AUGCACUCAAGUACUGAUCACUUAUCUCAAAUUCCAGCUAGAACCUUGUCAAAUGCCAAGAGAGUUUCUUAUAGGAGACCACUUCCUGAUGUCCCAUCUGACUUUGAACCAACUCCCACACUAAGCAAUGACUGGGAAAUGAAAGCUCUUCCGUCAACAGAGAGUGACUGGGAAAUGAAAGCAUUGCCAUCAACAGAUUCGCUGUCGACCCUUCUUAGGCAAGACUCAAGUGCAGACCUUCUGCAAGAAACGAAAGACCUUGAAAGCACUGACGAAGUCGUCGAUAUACCGAGACGACGAUCUAAUGCUCCUCCAACUCCGCAAACAAGAUUCGAAAAGUUUUGUCAGUUUCUCCUUGAUAUGGAAGAGAAACGCUACAUAAAACAUAAACCACUAGUUCCAAACAAGGCACGCGCCAGGAUCAUGUCGCACAUCCUUUUAUUCAUACAUGUAGUCCUGCUCAUAGCCAUGCUUGGUUACAACCACGGCUUCGCUUCUCUCAGUGUAAAUCCAAUGAUGGGUCCUGAUGUCACUACGUUGACAGUGUUUGGUGGUAAUACGCAGUCGGCAUUCAGGCACCAACCUGCUCAAGUAGUCUCGGCCAACCUCUGGAGGUUCUUCGUCGCCAUGUUUCUACAUUCGGGGCUCAUUCAUUUAACGGUUAAUGUCGCCUGCGAAAUCAGUGUAGGACGUAACGUAGUGCUGUGGCUAGGAUACCGUCCGGUACUCGCUAUAUGGUUGAUAUCUGGUAUCGGUGGUAAUGCUGUCGCUGCUGUAUUAAGAACGCAAAUGGCUGUAUCGGUCGGAUCGUCAGGCCCAAUAAUGGGAUUGUUUGGAGCAAAUGUAGCUGAUAUAGUUAUGAACUGGAAGGAUAUGGACCAACCAAAAUGGCGUCUUGUCUAUUGGAUUAUAAACUCCAUCCUAAUAUUCGCCUCCUCUCUAAUGCCCUUCGUGGAUAAUCUUGUACACGUAGCUGGAUUCGUGACAGGAUUCGGAGCAGGUCUUCUAUUGUUGACAUAUCUCGGCCACGACCAAAGGAAAUACUAUAUAUUCAAGGGAGUCGGCUUUAUACUCUCGAUCGGAAUAACAUACAUGAGUGUCGCGUUCUUGUUAGCGGGAGUCCAGGUUGCCGAUAACGCUCCGUGGUUGUGCCACAUUUUGCUAUCCAUAAAGUGCUAG
Messenger RNA from Synchytrium microbalum, 1179 nucleotides. RefSeq lists its product as uncharacterized. Lineage: Eukaryota; Fungi; Chytridiomycota; Chytridiomycetes; Synchytriales; Synchytriaceae. Gene Ontology annotation, cellular component: membrane. Gene Ontology annotation, molecular function: serine-type endopeptidase activity. The transcript is spliced from 4 exons. The coding region runs from base 1 to 1179 and encodes 392 amino acids. Gene Ontology annotation, biological process: proteolysis. The record is from RefSeq and is a predicted model, not a curated record.